Molecule: messenger RNA, 818 nt
Organism: Toxorhynchites rutilus septentrionalis
Lineage: Eukaryota; Metazoa; Arthropoda; Insecta; Diptera; Culicidae
Exons: 2
Coding region: 37-615 (192 amino acids)
Source: RefSeq, a predicted model, not a curated record
GCAUUCUCAUUGAGACACACAUUAUCCAUCGAGAAGAUGUCUAGAAUAUACCUGCUGGUGACAACUUGCUUCACUUUAAUGUUGCUCCCAUCAACACUAGGGGCACCGUUUUUUUGGUUCCCACUCUGGUAUCCAACGGCCAGCAGCGGCACCAGUUCAAGCAGCGGUGCUGUUUCAAGCAGCACUAGCUCGACUAACACGCCAAGAUCUCCAGUAAAUGCAUCAAUUUCCCUCGGAAACCGAUUGAACACGAGCGCAGUGGAGGAUUUAGGAACCGUGAUCGAUGGAUUGACCAUAGCCCGCAGUAAACGUUUCGUGCCACUGCUCCCACCGAGUUGGCCAGGGUUUUCUCUAUUCCAAAACAUAUCUGGAAUAUUUAACCGACAAAAGCGUUCCUCAGAAGCGAUUCCAUCAACAGUCAAUGAAUCAGUGAUUAAAAUUGGUCACCAAAUUAUUAAACUACCUCCUGGAGGCAUAUCUAAUUUGACCAUCCAUAUCAUCGACGGAGGGUCCUAUCCGCCAUUGCAAAACGUUCCAAUUCAAACCGGAACUAACGACACUUGGAUACCAUUUAUAGAAAGAAUUAAGGAUGUUUUUGAUAAUUUAUUUGUUUAAUUGAAAAUUUGUAACAAAAAAAAUGAGUUCAAUUACUUCCCAUCCUAUAUGAGUGUGUGCGUUGUCAUGACUGAUGACAACAACAAAUGUGGCUAUUUUCGGCGAACUUCUCGAGCGAAACUUGAACUACAACUACUACCGCAACCGUGUGAUGAGAGAGCAAAAUAAAUAUUUCGGGAUGAUUGUGUCCGCAACAGCAGAAA